This is a messenger RNA of Myotis brandtii (Brandt's bat), 957 nucleotides long. Its product is annotated as olfactory receptor 10G2. The record is from RefSeq and is a predicted model, not a curated record. Gene Ontology annotation, biological process: G protein-coupled receptor signaling pathway. Bases 1 to 957 code for a protein of 318 amino acids. Gene Ontology annotation, cellular component: membrane. Lineage: Eukaryota; Metazoa; Chordata; Mammalia; Chiroptera; Vespertilionidae. The transcript has a single exon. Gene Ontology annotation, molecular function: olfactory receptor activity; G protein-coupled receptor activity.
AUGGGAAACACCGAAAACACAUCUCUGGACACCGUGGUCACAGAUUUCAUUCUCCUGGGCUUACCUCACCCCCAAAAUCUGAGGAUCCUCCUCUUCCUGGUCUUCCUCAUCAUUUACAUCCUCACUCAGCUAGGGAACCUGCUCAUUCUGCUCACUGUGUGGGCUGACCCAAAGCUCCACGCUCGCCCCAUGUAUGUGCUUCUGGGUGUGCUCUCAUUCCUGGACAUGUGGCUCUCCUCAGUCAUUGUUCCUCGUCUAAUAUUGGACUUUACUCCUGCCAACAAGGCAAUACCGUUUGGUGGUUGUGUCGCUCAGUUGUAUUUCUUUCAUUUCCUGGGCAGCACCCAGUGCUUCCUCUACACCUUGAUGGCCUACGACAGGUACCUGGCAAUAUGCCGGCCUCUGCGCUACCCCAUGCUCAUGAAUAGUAAGUUAUGCACCAUUCUUGUGGCUGGAGCUUGGGUGGCUGGCUCCAUCCAUGGAUCUAUCCAAGCCACCUUGACUUUCCGCCUGCCCUACUGUGGGCCCAACCAAGUGGAUUAUUUUUUCUGUGACAUCCCCGCAGUAUUGAGACUGGCCUGUGCUGACACAACUGUCAAUGAGCUUGUGACCUUUGUGGACAUUGGGGUAGUGGCUGCCAGUUGCUUCAUGCUGAUUCUGCUCCUCCUAUGCCACAUAGUCCAUGCCAUCCUGAAGAUACGCACGGCUGAUGGGCGACGGCGGGCCUUCUCCACCUGUGGCUCCCAUCUAACCGUGGUCACAGUCUACUAUGUCCCCUGUAUUUUCAUUUACCUUCGGGCUGGGUCUAAGAGUCCCCUAGAUGGAGCAGUGGCUGUGUUUUACACUGUUAUCACUCCAUUUCUGAACCCCCUCAUCUAUACACUGAGGAACCAGGAAGUGAAGUCUGCUCUGAAGAGAAUAGCAGGAGGUCGGGGGGCUGCAAGUGAAAAUAAGUAA